Podarcis raffonei (Aeolian wall lizard) is the source of this 1770-nucleotide messenger RNA. RefSeq names its product cardiotrophin 1 (gene CTF1). Lineage: Eukaryota; Metazoa; Chordata; Lepidosauria; Squamata; Lacertidae. Bases 388 to 1032 code for a protein of 214 amino acids. The transcript is spliced from 2 exons. The record is from RefSeq and is a predicted model, not a curated record.
AGUUUAACCCACAGCGCCACCCACGUCCCGGCUCUAUCCUUUACGAGUGCCCUAAAACCCUUGCGCUGUUUCCUAAUGGCAGGACUGUGUUCCUGCUUCGGAUGACUGCGCAGCGUAAACAGAGGCUGCCUUGUGUGUCCUUAAAAGUCUCAAACUGUCCCUGUCUUGACUCCCGAGGUUAGGAAAACGUUGACCUGAUGGAGAUCUUCAGGCAGAUGGGAAUGGCCGUCUCAAGGAUGCUGCCACAUUUUGGGAGGGAGGUUGAACUUUGAGCGAGCUUAUCUCAACACUGAGGCAACGGGAGAGACAGGAAGCGAAAGGGAAAUGGCAGUGACAGUGGUGAGGAGCCACAUUCAGAGAGGUGGGCCCAAUUAAAAAACCCCAACCAUGCGCCAAUCCUGCACUGAAUAUUCAUUUGGUUCCUUUUCAGCCAGAAGUCUCCUCGUCAUUUGUGCAGGCCUGGUCCACAUCGUCUCCCCUGACCGGGAUUCAUCUAUCAGCACCAUCAUUGGCCAGACCUUCAACCUGGCCCGCCUCAUGAAAGCCAACAGCACCGUCCUUCUGAACACCUAUCUGAGUCACCAAGGCAGCCCGUUUAGCGACUCCGGCUUCGAUGCCCGGAGGCUGCGCUACGAAGGGGUGCCAACGGCCGCCAUCCCGUUCCUGGAAUGGCGGACUCUCAGCCACGUCAAGCGUGUGGAGAAGAAUUACGAGGCCUACACCGCCUUCGCGGAGUUCCUGCAGCUGGUGCGGGACGACCAGUUUGAGCUCAACCCCACCAAAGUGGAACUUCUGGAUAUGCUGAAGGUGACUCGCUUGCGCAUCCAAGGUCUCCUCAGCAACUUGACGGCCAUCAUGUCUGCCUUGGGAGCGCCGCCCGCUGCCGUCACGGACCCCCUCAUGCUGGAGUCUGUGGAAGCCGACACGUUCGAAAAGAAAGUCCGGGGCUACGUGGUGUGCCACACGUACAAAGAGUGGAUUGACAGGACGGUGAAAGACUUCUCUCUCCUCGCGGAGAAAUUCCCAGCCUAAGGAUCGCUCAAGGAGUAACUCCCAGGUUAAAGGGUUCAUCUGUUCUCCUUGCUGCAGAUUUCUUAGGGAAGCAGGCGUAGGGCGAAGACAGACGCAACACCCACAGACUGGUGGAGAAAGUCUGGAAGUGCCCUUGUGUCCAGUCCGAACAUUAUCUAUUUAUCUCCAGAGCUGAGCUCUGGAAAAAGCAACAACUCACUCCUCAGGUUUUCAGUAGAAGCCUGUGGUUGUGCGUGGUGCUGAUUGGGUGCCUCCCCUGGCUGUGCAUGGUGCUCAUUGGCUGCUGCUCCCCUGGAAUGUCACCAAGGGCCUCUCCAGAUCAUGUACUAAAAAAACACACCUUUCCCAUUUUAAAUAAUAAUAAUAAGGCAACAAAUGAUAAAUGCAUAAGAAUGUUUAUGCAGCAUUUUAAAAGGUGUGUUUAAAAAGACAGACAACCUACCUGCAAGUGUCAGUGAGGAGGAAGGACAAAGCUGUUGGUUGAACAUGAUUGGCUGGCAGACUUGCCUGUCACUUCAGUUCUAAGGCCUUGGUCACCCCAAGUUCUUUAAGUCUGUCUUCACCCUAUGAGGUCAACUUGUGCACUUGUGCUCAGCGAGAUCUCUUGCAUUUAUGCUUCCUGGUUUUGCACUUUGUCCUCCUGCUGGGGGUGGUCUAUUAUUUUCAGUGGCAAACAGGCAGGCAUACACGUAAACUGAGAUUAAUAUGAUUUCAACUCUACUGUUACAAUGCGGGGUG